AACCUUUCUUCACAAGAAACCCAGCAGAGCUGAAAGGAACCUUCAUCAACACGAAGCUGAAGAAGAGUCGCCGUGGCUUUGGCUUCACCGUGGUCGGAGGUGACGAGCCAGACGAGUUUCUACAGAUCAAAAGUUUGGUGCUAGAUGGGCCUGCUGCUGUGGAUGGCAAGAUGGAGACAGGUGAUGUGAUAGUCAGUGUGAAUGACACCAUCGUGCUGGGCUACACGCACGCUCAGGUGGUGAAGAUCUUCCAAUCCAUCCCCAUUGGCUCCAUGGUGGACCUGGCCUUAUGCCGUGGCUACCCGCUGCCCUUUGACCCUGAUGACCCCAACACCAGCCUGGUGACCUCAGUGGCAAUCUUGGACAAGGAGCCUAUCAUCGUCAAUGGACAGGAGACGUUUGACUCACCUUCCAAUAAGGCUGGACCCGAUAACUGCAUGAGGGAGUUGCGGCCCCACAGCCCCUCGGCUGAGGUGGCAUCUAACGGUUCGCAUGGUUACUCUAGCGAUGUGGUCACCCUGGCAUCGUCCAUUGCCACCCAGCCCGAGCUGAUCACCAUCCACAUGGAAAAGGGAGACAAAGGAUUUGGCUUCACCAUUGCCGACAGUCUGACAGGCGGAGGCCAGAGGGUCAAGCAGAUAGUGGACUAUCCGCGCUGCCGUGGCCUAAAGGAGGGGGACAUUUUGAUGGAGGUCAACAAGAGGAAUGUCCAAAAUAUGAGCCACAACCAGGUGGUGGACCUGCUGAGCAAAUGUCCCAGAGGCAGCGAGGUUACCAUGCUGGUGCAAAGAGGUACGUGUUGCAUCUUGAU
Paralichthys olivaceus (Japanese flounder) is the source of this 811-nucleotide messenger RNA. The record is from RefSeq and is a predicted model, not a curated record. NCBI's taxonomy places the organism in Eukaryota, Metazoa, Chordata, Actinopteri, Pleuronectiformes, Paralichthyidae.